UCCUCUCCCGCCCCGCCCCGCCCCGCCCGCAGCCCCCGCCGCGGAGCCAUGUCGGCCAGCAGCCUCCUGGAGCAGAGACCCAAGGGCCAAGGCAACAAAGUGCAAAACGGCUCUGUGCACCAGAAGGAUGGGCUGAAUGAUGAUGACUUUGAGCCCUACCUGAGCCCCCAGGCCCGCCCGAACAAUGCAUACACUGCAAUGUCUGAUUCCUACUUACCGAGCUACUUCAGCCCCUCCAUCGGAUUCUCCUACUCCCUAGGGGAGGCUGCCUGGUCCACGGGGGGAGACCCCCCCAUGCCCUACCUGACCUCGUACGGACAGCUGAGCAACGGGGAGCCCCACUUCCUCCCCGACGCCAUGUUCGGGCAGCCGGGGGCCCUGGGCAGCACCCCCUUCCUCGGGCAGCACGGCUUUAACUUCUUCCCCAGCGGGAUCGACUUCUCAGCCUGGGGCAACAACAGUUCUCAGGGACAGUCCACUCAGAGCUCGGGCUACAGCAGCAACUACGCCUACGCCCCCAGCUCGCUGGGGGGGGCCAUGAUCGACGGGCAGUCGGCCUUCGCCAGCGAGACGCUGAACAAGGCCCCCGGCAUGAACACCCUGGACCAGGGCAUGGCGGCCCUCAAGCUGGGCAGCACAGACGUGGCCAGCAGCGUCCCCAAAGUGGUGGGCUCGGCCGUGGGCAGCGGCUCCAUCACCAGUAACAUCGUGGCCUCCAGCAGCCUCCCCCCGGCCACCAUCGCGCCGCCCAAGCCGGCCUCGUGGGCCGACAUCGCCAGCAAACCCGCCAAGCAGCAGCCCAAGCUCAAGGCCAAGAACGGCAUCGCCGGGUCGAGUCUUCCGCCGCCCCCCAUAAAACACAACAUGGAUAUCGGGACCUGGGACAACAAAGGCCCCGUGGCCAAAGCCCCGGCGCAGGCCCUGGUGCAGAACCUCGCCCAGCAGCCGGCGCAGGCGUCCCCGCAGCCCGUGGGCCAGCAGAUGGCCGGCAGCCCGCCGGCGGCCCAGGCUGCGGGUGGGCAGCAGCCGCCGGCCCCGCUGCCCGUGCCCCCGGCGCAGCCGGCCCCGCUGCCCGUGCCCCCGGCACAGCCCACCCGCUGGGUCGCCCCCCGCAACCGCGGCAGCGGCUUCGGCCAGAACGGCGUGGACGGUAACGGGGUGGGGGCGGCCCAGACCAGCUCCGGCUCCCCUUCGGAGCCGCACCCGGUCUUGGAGAAGCUGAGGUCCAUCAACAACUACAACCCCAAGGAUUUCGACUGGAACCCGAAGCACGGGCGGGUGUUCAUCAUUAAGAGCUACUCCGAGGACGAUAUCCACCGCUCCAUCAAGUACAACAUCUGGUGCAGCACGGAGCACGGCAACAAGAGACUGGACGCGGCCUAUCGCUCCAUGAACGGGAAGGGCCCCGUGUACUUACUGUUCAGCGUCAACGGUAGCGGCCACUUCUGCGGCGUGGCAGAGAUGAAAUCUGCUGUGGACUAUAACACCUGUGCAGGGGUGUGGUCCCAGGACAAGUGGAAGGGACGCUUUGAUGUCAGGUGGAUUUUUGUGAAGGACGUUCCCAACAGCCAGCUGAGGCACAUCCGCCUAGAGAACAACGAGAAUAAACCAGUGACCAACUCCAGGGACACUCAGGAGGUGCCUCUGGAAAAGGCUAAGCAGGUGUUGAAAAUCAUUGCCACCUACAAGCACACCACCUCCAUCUUUGAUGACUUCUCACACUACGAGAAACGCCAAGAGGAGGAGGAAAAUGUUAAAAAGUUUCAGCAACAGGGAAUUUUUCAUCCAGCAGUUGAAGAACAGAGUCAGGAGCUGCAGCUGCUCACAGUGACAGUUGAUGCAGUUUUGGAUUUUUGAGGACGCCAAGG
Molecule: messenger RNA, 1868 nt
Organism: Lepidothrix coronata (blue-crowned manakin)
Lineage: Eukaryota; Metazoa; Chordata; Aves; Passeriformes; Pipridae
Gene: YTHDF2
Product: YTH N6-methyladenosine RNA binding protein 2
Exons: 6
Coding region: 49-1857 (602 amino acids)
Biological process (GO): mRNA destabilization
Cellular component (GO): cytoplasm
Molecular function (GO): mRNA binding; N6-methyladenosine-containing RNA reader activity
Source: RefSeq, a predicted model, not a curated record